This is a messenger RNA of Tuber melanosporum (Perigord truffle), 1303 nucleotides long. RefSeq lists its product as uncharacterized. The record is from RefSeq and is a predicted model, not a curated record. The transcript is spliced from 4 exons. NCBI's taxonomy places the organism in Eukaryota, Fungi, Ascomycota, Pezizomycetes, Pezizales, Tuberaceae. The coding region runs from base 178 to 1149 and encodes 323 amino acids.
CACAGCAUCAUCCACCACCAAGCCAACCAGCCGAGCAUCAACAAGCAAUACCGGUAUCACUCCGUCUUCUCGUGGACGACCUCCCAACCGUGCGCACAGCAGUAAUCGAAGCUGUCAUACGAACCUAAACCAGGGACCGACAAACCCUGUCGGAACCUCUAACAAAAAUAGCCCGCCAUGGUCUCAACAUCCUCAGCAGAAUCUUCCCUGCAGUCUCAAAGCCAGCAGCAGCAGAAGCAUCAUAACAAGCUUCAAGAGCCCCAGCCUAGAGAUGCUUUCAGAGGCACUCACCCCUCCCCCAACUCUUCCGUAUUUCAAACAUCUACCAUUGCCUCCGCGGCCCCCCCCGCAAUCCCGAUCCUUCCCAUGCCUCCCGCCGGGUAUGAAGAUGCAAUAGAGCUACAACAAUGGGACUAUGGCGGACCACCACACAAUCCAUCCGAUGAUAGCAAUUGCUGUGAAACCCCUAGAUCGGAACAAACCUCCGGAAGUACAAAAUAUGGCUAUUCUGGCCCAGCUACCACUCCCGACGACUCGGGUUCAUCCAAUUGUUCCACAGUGGGCUCACCACCGACGCCCGAUGGCCCUGACGCCUCAGUUCUGAAGACAUUGAAAUUACUCUCAAGGUUUGCUGUAUUUUGGGAUGACCAUAUGUCGGUUGUGGUCCCUUCUAAUGCUGCGCGAGACCAUCUAGCCUUGGAAAGAACCUAUCUAGCCUAUCAUCGCACUUCUCUCGUAUUCGCAAUUUCCGCUGCUAUCACUGCGCAACUAGCCGUGAUUCAGCAAACACCCACCCCCUCUACAACUUUCGGAUUCCACCGUAUUGGGAAGCCAAUCUCGAUUUUGCUAGUCUGUUUCUCGUUAGCCAUAUCUAUUCUCGGUGUCCUCAGGUGGUGGAAGCUACAGAGUGGGCUUUUACGGGGUGUUGCGGUAACCGGAGGCAUAGAGGUCUGGAUUCUUGCAUCUGGAAUUCUCUUGCUCAUGAUAGUACUUUCCGGGGCUGCUCUAUGGCGGGGCUACUUAGUGUCUCGCAGGCUUCUGCCGGCUUUUUUUCUUUCUAUUUUUUUUCCCUAUGUUACACCGAUGCCUUACAUCACUCACCAUCUAGAAGGCGCACAGCAAUAUAUUAGAAUGGGCUUGCACAUCUAAGCUCGAGUAACCGCAUCUUACUCGAGUAGCUUCAGCCUAUAUGUGGGACACCAGUGGAAUUUCUUUAAUUUCAAGCGAAUAGAAAACUUUCUUUGUUAGAGGAUCAUCUCAUUUUGCUUACAGCCUUAUUUCUUAAUGGUAGGCUAAUGAAAAC